AUGCCGAUAGCUGAUGUUCUACUGCAUCCGGAGUACAAGCACUUCGGAGCGAAGAACAGCAUUGCUCUCAUGAAGCUGCUUAAAUCCGUUUCGUCUCAAUACGUAUUGCCAGUAUGUCUACCAUUCAAGAAUUUCAUAAUGAGACGCGGAAGACAGACGACAGAGAAACUAUAUCAUAUAGAUUAUGCUAACGAUGUACCAAGAGACUUAAUAACAGAAGAAAAAGAAGUACAAAAACUUAGUUUACUACCCAGAGAACUUUGCUAUCUAUAUGACGAACAACCAGAAAAUUCAACGAGUUUUGUCAAGAACCGCAUGGCAUGCUCAACAGGAUGUGGAAUGCACUCUGGUGCCCCAAGUUUAGUACAUGAGAAGACUGGACAUUGGUCAGUAGUGGCGAUAGCAAUAGGAGGGUCUUCGUGUCCAGACCCUCUCAGACCGCGUCGACCACCGUCUCCUCCGCGCCACAUCCUGAUACAUCCCUAUGUCCCCUGGAUCACAGCUGCCAUCGCUGGCAAGGCUGUGGGGGCCUUCGCCAAAGAUGACCCAUUUGGCUUCAUGAUGCCCAGAGCAUCACUAUACGAUUUCCAAGGGUUCCACAAGUGGAUCGGACACUGGUGGAUGGGAGGACCACGCUGCCAGGACCGAGGGGACGCGGCGGACGACCUCAUGAGGUUCUACCACGAGAUCUUCCAGGUGCAGCCUGCGACUCAUACUCGGAUGGACUACUAUCUUGAGAUUGACGCAGCCCUCGGCACCCUCAUCGUCUGCGUCAAGGUCGGUAUGCCAUACAAGCUGGGUCAGCCCAAAGUAUGGGAACUGGAUACCCCUGUCGUCAGAGUGAAAAUACCAGUAAUCCCGUUCUCAAACACAUAUAGAAUGCAAAUAGAGGCAUGGGCUUAUAAUACAACGGAGUCUUCCGAUUCAGGAGGAGAGGAAGAGAAUGAAUGCGAUAGUGCCGAAUCUGAAGGCUGUUCUCAAUAA
Pectinophora gossypiella (pink bollworm) is the source of this 984-nucleotide messenger RNA. RefSeq lists its product as uncharacterized. Gene Ontology annotation, biological process: proteolysis. Gene Ontology annotation, molecular function: serine-type endopeptidase activity. NCBI's taxonomy places the organism in Eukaryota, Metazoa, Arthropoda, Insecta, Lepidoptera, Gelechiidae. Bases 1 to 984 code for a protein of 327 amino acids. The record is from RefSeq and is a predicted model, not a curated record. The transcript has 9 exons.